Messenger RNA from Porites evermanni, 12863 nucleotides. The record is from the annotation of a GenBank genome assembly. NCBI's taxonomy places the organism in Eukaryota, Metazoa, Cnidaria, Anthozoa, Scleractinia, Poritidae.
GGUAACUCAAAGCAGAACAAAAUGGCGGCUGGGUUUAGCGGAGCAUUACAACUUACAGAUCUGGACGAUUUUAUUACUCCUUCGCAGGUAAAUGCUUAUUGUACACGUACAGUCGAAGUCGUAAGUGGUGAUACAACACAACUGUGUUUUUUUUUUUCAACUGCAGGAAUGCAUUAAGCCUGUUAAAGUAGAGAAGAAACCAGGCCAGGUAAGAUAUGUCGUACUAUAAAUUCAGUUUUUAAUGUUAAUAAUUUCCUAAGUAAAAUGGUAUAAACUGUGCCUCGCUGAGAUGGGGAGACCUUUCUGAAUAAUUUGAGACAGAAAAGGGAACAAGUCAGACGCUGGAGGAAACUUGCAAAUUAAAAUGAAACGUCAUCACUAAGGCUCCAGGUAUCCUAUAUCUCCUCAUCAGAUGACGUGGUUGUGAGGUUCCUACGAAAGACCCACAAUGGGCUAUUUCACUUAAUAUCCGCACCCCUCGGUUGAGGAACCAUGGAAUUCUCCAGGGGUAAGUUAUAAAAAUUGAGGAUUUCUUUAGGGGUAGAGUAAAACAAUUAUUGAAUUCUCUGGGGGUGAAGCUUUAAUUUUCACGAAAUUCUUCAGGGGUAAACCCAUAUUCUUCAGGGGUAAGCCCACAUUUUAUUGAAGUCUUCGGGGGUGAAGGCAAUUUUAGCCAAUCUUCAGGGGUAAGAAGAAAAGGUAAGUCCUCACUGGGGCGGGAGGGUCGGGUUCAUCUGGAUAUUAAAUGCAAUAGCCCAAUAUUAAUAAUAGCCCACCAUAGAUUCUAUUACAGAAUUCAUUAUUUAUUUGAAAAUUAACUCCUUCAGCCAUUGCCAAGAUCAGCUUCCUUUCUUCAUUCCUGUGUACAUUAUGAACUUACAGUGAAUUCACUUGUGAGGUAUAUUUAGUUAAAAUUUCUGUCGUCUCAACUUACAUAUAUAUGUAGUUUCACUUUUUACUUGAUGUAAGUGUAAAGGAAUUUUAAUGGCUGUAUUUAUACCUGAAGACAUUUAAUGCGCUUUGAUUUUAUUUACCAUCCAUGGCAGUUGGCAAAGAUCAAGAUUGAAGAUGAUGGUAGUUAUGUUCAGUUGUCAGAGGUAAAAAUAUCUAGCUUUCUCUCCUUUAAGGAUGUGCUUUAAAAGUAAUUUUUCAACAAAUAUGCUGUGAGUGAUCAGAUAUAGUUCAUAAAUUGUGAACCUGGUUGAUUGUGAUGUAUAUGUCCUAUAUUUACAGAGUAAGAAAACUUCUUACUUCCCUUUGUACAGUGGACAAAAUUGUUUAAUAAUUAGUUGUCUUUUAAACUGUAGCCAUCUUGUGAAAUUUUUUUCAUUGCCUGGAUCAUAUACUUCAUAUUAAGAUCUGAAUGCUCAUAAAGAUUGUUUCUUCUUAGGGCGGCGAGAAAACCAAGCUUCAAAGAGCCCAGAUUACCUUGAACGACUGUUUGGCCUGUAGGUAUGCAGCAUUGUAUUAAGAAAAAGCGUCAAGAAAAAGUGGAAAAACUGUAGUGUAAUAAAUGGAUUUUGUCUCAAACAGGGUCACGGUUUGAAAGCUUUGGUAACACACCCCAACCCAUUACUUCCCUUCAGUGCCCCCCUCCCCCUCCCUAGAACCUGGUAUUCAGUCAUCAUGCAACUUAUAAUCUAACAUUUGUAUAUAAAAUUGUCUGUUUCUAGUGGCUGUAUAACAUCUGCAGAGAGUGUUCUGAUCACACAACAGAGCCAGGAGGAGUUGUACAAAAUUAUAGCAAACAACCAGAAACUUGCCAAGGUACUUUAUGGUGGAUAAACAACAACAAAUAUUCAAAAAGUGAAAGGACUUGUUUUUGCCUGAUGGAUUCAGGAGCAAAUUAUUGGGUGAUCUCCAAAAAAAUUAUUUUUUUUUGCGAUCCAGGAGGUAUUGAAACUCAUUACAGAGUUCUCUGCAAAAAGAGCUGCCAAAGGCACAGGUUUUAAAAAUUGUUGUCUUCUUAGGCUAUUUUGCUUAAAACAGAGCAGUCAAUCAAGUUUCCCUUGCAAUAUAUGGUUUGUUAAAAUGAAACCUACAAACUGGGUCUUUUGAUUAUUUUGCACAAGAGUCAUCUCUGUACUGAGUGAUAAAAGAAAACUCGGCAAAUUCCAGCAUUUCAGUAAGAGCAGGGGUGUAGCUAAGAGCCAGAUGCUAGCUAAAUGCAUCGGCUUAAGGAGAGGUUAUCACCGGCUCAAAUUGCUCUGGUAAAGUAAGACAUAAAUUUGCUGUUGAGUGAAAAAGCCAGCAAUAUAAAAAAAAGACUGCUUAGCGUUUUUAGCUGUUUCCCAAUUUUCAAUAUGAUUUUAUUGUUGUAAUUUAGCCUUAUACUUUUUUAUAUUAAUACUUCACAGUGAUUAGUAAUAAUACCGUAAAAUUCCGAAAAUAAGCCCUGGCGCUUAUGUUUUUCAAAGGCCCUUUUUGAGGGGCUUAUUUUUGGAGGGGCUUAUACUCGGAGGGGCUUAUGAACGGACUGGAGGGAAAUUUGUGUUUCAAAAUCGAUUGGGCUAGCUUGUAGUGGGAAGGAAAUUUACCAUUUUUGCUUUGUUUUCACUUUGUAUUCGAGGGAAAAUUCCAAGUACAAGCCCCCCAGGGGGCUUAUAUUCAAAGGGGCAAUUUAACUGUGGGUUUUUUGCGUUACAAUUUUGGGGGGCUUAUAUUUGGAGGGGCUUAUACGUGGAGGGGCUUAUUUUCGGAAUUUUACAGUAUGUUGGUCACUGACCUCUGUGCAUACAUCACAUCUGGUUGGUUGUUUAAAGAUCAAAAUGGUCUCCACCAAGUCUUAUCAUUCUAUUUUAACACUAGGAUGGAACUGUUGAAGGACAGAAAGUCAUUGUAGUUUCAGUAUCCCCUCAAUCACGAGCUUCUGUUGCAGCUAAAUUUAGAUUGAGUGUUGCUGAGGUAUGUCUUUUUAAGAACUAUACAUUUCUGAUUGAAAAUAAGUUUAAAGCACAGAAACAAAUAAUAUUAAAACUUAAGUCAAUGUUUUGAAAACCUCAUAAUUUGUUGUCUUUCUUGAGAUGACAUUCAUAUUCGCCAUUUUUAACAUUGCCCAUAAUGCACCCUGUUUAUGCCACCAAAAAAUUUUGUGUAAGCAGUGUCUUCAAUUUCUCAUGGAACAACUGUUAAUACCCUAGAGAAACUCAAAACAAAUAAUAAUUAUACAAAAUUUGGGGGUAAACGAGGUGUACUAUGGGUAAUGUGGUGAAUUAAUUCUUGUGACUGAUGAUUCUGUUAUUUAUAUAACACGUUCUACUGCUUUCCUUUGAAUGUGCUAAUUGCACAUAGGCAUCAAAAUUGUACGUACUUGUUCAUUACAGUUGAUAAAAUAAGUACCAUUAUUCUGCUCUAAUAUUUUAACGCCUAACAAUCAUGAGAAUACAGGUACCAAAUAGACAAGGGCUUUGAUCAUAAACAAAUUAUCCUCACCCAUACCAUGGAUGGACUACAAUGUGGAAUGUAUGUGUUGUAGUUAAUUUUUUAUGUCAGGUAAUUUUUUAUUUUCUUUUUUUUUUCAACUUCAUUAGCAUACAUUACCAUACCCAAAAACAAAAGAAAACCAAAAAUAGGCCACUUGCACUAAGAGGUCACGUGACCAAUGCUUCCUUUAGACAAUGAGUUGGAAUCUUGCUGAUGCCAAAAAUUGACAGAGGACAUAAAAAUUACCUUACACCUGAAAUUUGAGAGAAAACGCAUUUAAGGGAGAUAUUUUAUGGCACUUUGAUUUUUCAACAAAGUGGUAUGAUUUGUAUUGGCCGUCAUGUUGGAGGGCAUACGCUUGCCCUCCAACAUGGCGGCCAAAACUACGUUUUGCUUAUAUCUUGUUAAACGUUUGAUAGUUCCGCUCAGAUGUGCUGUAAACGUUCCCACAUCAACUUUUCAACAUUUUCCUUGAAGUUUAAGUGCAAAAAUUGUGUUCAGAAAGAGGAAAUUCGUAAGUUUAAACAUCACAUUUUGGUCACGUGACCAGCUACGAACUUACUCAUUUUAAGAAAAUGGUGCAGGUUUGAAAAACCAAGUCACUAUUAUUUUGUUUAAGAUAUGACCCACUAAUCGUUUUUUGAAGAAAAAACCAUAUAUCUUUCAUUUUCAUAGAAACAAUGUCACAUGACCUCUUAGUGCAAAUGGCCUAUUAGCUGCGAUGAAAAAUUAACUACAACAUAUGCACACUGAUCUUAGGUUUUAGUGGACUAGGCAAUAUCUUGGAUGACUAGUUUGCCAAUUUAUAAUUGAAAGAUCUUAAAUCACAAUUGAAGCAACUGCAUGACCAUAAAGAAUGUCCCUAAUUCUAUGGAAAUGACCAUUUUACAUUCCUUUUAAAUCUACCACCAACCAUGAACUUACCAGUACUUUUAAUUUUCAGACAGCGAAAAAGCUUACAAAGUUCUUUAAAGACUUAGGUAAGAUAAAAAGUUUCUACUUUACAUCUGUUGAUAGUACUUUGCGGGAAAUUAUUUUAGAAAGUAACCAAGCUCUUUUACUGGACUGAAAUGAAUCAUUUUCAUUCUAUAUUCAAUGUCAAAUUUCAGGUGUUGAUUAUGUAUUUGACAUCACCUUUUCUCGAGACUUCAGUCUGGCUGAAAGGUAUGUAAAUUGACUCUGUAGACCUAAAUUGAAGGGAAAAAUUACCUUAAAAAUAUGGGUCUUUAAAAGCAUUUUUUUAAUGAUUAGGAAUCAGAUAAUAAAAAAAAACUUAUCUUGUAUUAAACAAUAAUAUAAUACAAUAUUAUUAGACCCAGUCCUUAAAAAUCUGAAAGCAAACAAUACCAACUAAAAAAUACCUAUUUCUUUUUUCUUUCUCAGUCAAAGGGAGUUUGUACAAAGAAUGAAGGAUCAUCAGUCAGGACAAAAGAAUGGUAUUCCUAUGCUUGCCUCUGCAUGUCCAGGUAAGGGAAAUAAAGUUUUGGAGAUGAUUCAAUAAUGCCAUAUUUUUUGUAGAGUUUCUAACGGUAGGAUUGAGAUGAACACAUUGUAGUUUGAUCAUUGUAUAUGUGACAGGUCAAUAAAUUCAGGUUAAAAUUUUUUAACCUAGGUUGAAUCUCAAUUUCCUUUGUCUUCUAGCCCUAAUUAUUUAUGAAUUAGCCUUAUUACAGCUAGGACACAAAGGAAAUUUUAACCUGAAUUUGAUUUUUACCUGUAACAUGUAUAAAAUUCAAGCUCAUCCUCUGAUUUUUUUUGUUUCAUUACAAUGGAAGAAGGUAUUUUGUAUUUUGCUUUGAGUUGAUGUUUUUAGAUUAAUAAUCAUACAUAUAGCUAAUGUAAGGAAUUGCAAUAGGAGGAGACCUCGAACAGUCAGUUACUGUGGGUCCAGAAAUUCAAAUUCUUUAAAACAUUCCCCAAGGAAUACAACAGUCCUGUCAACGUGCGUUGAAAAAUUGCAUGAAAAAGUUAUUGUUUUUCACUGUUUUUUACUUGGCAGGCUGGGUAUGUUAUGCUGAAAAGACCCAUGGAAGUUAUGUUUUACCUUACAUAAGGUAUGUGCAGUGUACAAACAGCACUCACUUUAUAGUUCCGAGUUACACUUUACAAAUCUGACUACAACAAUUUCCAUGGUCUAUACUCUAAUGGACCAUCAGAAAUCUCGACCAAUCAGUGUUCGCCAUAAAAUCGCUUAUAUUACAAAAAGUGAGUGUGAAUCAAUGGCCUCCAUAAAACGUCGCGUUAGGACGUUUCUCAUUGAAGUCGUGCAAUGAACGUCAAAGAGAUGUGAUAAAAAGUGUGGUGAACAUGCAGGGCUGUUGUUUCGCUCAUCAAAGUCGCUUUUUUUUACUUUUUCCGUUGCAAUCGUUGUUGUGGUGAUGCAUGUGCUUGACGUUGUCGUUGCUGCCACCGUCGUCCUUGUCAAAGGUUCCGAAUACUAGUGAACUCAAAGAAAACAGCUUAUUCUCAAUCGUAGUGCUUUUCAUUUGCUUUGCAUUUUCAAGGUAAUUCACUUUUAUCUCUAAACAUCAGUUUGUCUUUUUUAGCACAACAAAAUCUCCACAACAAAUCAUGGGCUCUGUAGUGAAGAGCCAUUUUGCUGCAUCUUUAGGAAAAAGGUAAACUUGCUGGAAAUGAAUAGGAAUUUCCAUCGUUCUUUGCCAGAUGUUUUUACACUUUUAGUUAUGAAGUAUAUCAAGUCAGGGAUUCCUAAAGGGGAUGUUUGUGUAACGCUAAUGUUUCUUUUUAUGGGUUUAUUAACGAUGUCAGCAAAGGUUUUCAGGACUACUGUUCAAGAUAGCCUCCCUCGCAAAUGUUCUUUUGGCUCAUCACGCAAUCCUCCCCAAUGAACGCGUGACAAAACCCUAAGAACGUCUGCGUGGGAGGCUAGACUGAAGAGGGCACUUUGAGAAACAAACGAACAAACCAAAAUGAAUCAUGUUUGUCAAAUCAACCCAGUUUAAUGGCCUUAGCGUCCACAAGUCUCCUGUAGCUCAAUGAUAGAGUAUCUGGACUAGUCGGUAACCAGAAAGUCAUAGGUUCCACUGCUGUUGGGAGCACUUGGAAAUUUUCUUUAAUCCGAGCCGCCUGUGUCACUGACUGAAAAAUCAUCUUUUUUAUGUACUCACCUGGCUUAAAAUUCACUAUCACUAGUCUUAUCAUUGCGCAUAAAUAAUGUUGUUUCGUCUCUUUUCUUUCAUGAGGUAUUAAGUUUUCUGUGCCUUGCCAUUUUUCUCGAACAGACCUGACGAUAUUUACCACGUAACUAUUAUGCCUUGUUAUGAUAAGAAACUUGAAGCUUCCAGAGAAGAUUUUUAUAACGACAUAUACAGAACCAGAGAUGUGGAUUGCGUUAUUUCUACACGUAAGUUAUUGGUUAGCAUACUGAACCACUCUUAAUUCAGAAGAAAAACAACCACAGCAACUAAAGAAAAACAAGGGUCUCCUAUGGUUGGAGUAUGAGAGUAUCAGUUACUUUUAUCAGCCUAACUGAACAUUGUAGAUUGUGCAUGGGUAUUUGCUGGAAUACAAACUGGAAAUGGGAAUCAUUACGAAACCACGACAACGAAGGAAGUGAAACCGUUACUAACGUGUAUUUUAAUUCUUUCUUUUAAACUUCAUCUUGAUUAAUUCAACUCGCUCAAUGUGUCAAUUUUAGCGAAAUUUUCGUAUGACCUUGAAAUGAAAACGCCCGAGCAAAACAGAAACAACAAAUGAUUUGCAAUAGAACAAUUUUAUUGGUUUAUCGAACGGAUACAAACCUGCGUGGCUUUUGGUUGGUUAAGCGAACGCUCGGCUGAUUUUUUCCUCCUUUUUUCCCCAAUGCGGAGCCUGGUCCCAGGCUAGACGCGUUCGUUGCCCUUGCCGUCGGUCCAGCGUUGUUUCGCACGCUCUUUGAUGUCAGGUAUAAAUCCUUUAAAGUAAAGUUCCUGGACAGCAGGUGAUUGUGGAUGAAUAUGGGUUCAAUUUAUUGCUUCUUAGGUUAUUAACUCAUGGGUAAUUCAAUUUCUGUUUCGUAGUUGAACUUGAAAAGAUGUUCGAAGAAAAAGAAGUUAGCUUUACAGAGCUCGAGAAUGCGCAUUUAGAUAAUCUGUAAGUGUACCAUUGUUUUCUUGUGGUGUGACUCUUUCUUUUUCAUUUUUUUCUUUUUUGUUUUUCCUUUUUUCCUCUGAAAAAGCCCUCUCUAAUUUGUCCCCUUUUUUCUGUCAUGUCUAAGAUUCUCAAGUGUUGACGGAGAUGAGCUUGUUGGCCAUUCUGGCGGUGGUUCGGUAAGAGUGGUUUUUUAACCCUUUACUAAACGCUAAGAUCAAACUUUAAUUUCUCAUUUGCUGCCCUAUUCAUUUCUUAUAGAAGUAGCGAGGAGAACAUAUUCNUCUUUUUUGUUUUUCCUUUUUUCCUCUGAAAAAGCCCUCUCUAAUUUGUCCCCUUUUUUCUGUCAUGUCUAAGAUUCUCAAGUGUUGACGGAGAUGAGCUUGUUGGCCAUUCUGGCGGUGGUUCGGUAAGAGUGGUUUUUUAACCCUUUACUAAACGCUAAGAUCAAACUUUAAUUUCUCAUUUGCUGCCCUAUUCAUUUCUUAUAGAAGUAGCGAGGAGAACAUAUUCAACUUCGCAGCCAAAUAUAAAAUCCCAGCAGUAUCCAGCCAGGUUGUCUGUUACAAUUAUCCCAUUGUUCAGUUUUCCUGUAGAUCUCUUGUGGGUCAUUCGAACUAACGUGAUAUUUGAAAAGCUUCAGACUCGACUGAUCAUUCGGAUCAUUUCAGCUAACCCGACAAAGAACUUUGUGACUUUUUCGUAAAUCUCAAUUUGUUCAAAAUGUUUAGACUCAAGAAUGUCCGUAUGUUUGUCCUGUUUCACUCAGGAAGAAUUGUGCUGUGUUAAUAUGAUUUCACAUGUAUUUCAGGGAGGUUAUCUGGAACAUAUCUUGACUUUUGCAGCCAGAGAGGCAAGUUGUAACUUAUUAGUUUGAGAAAAAUUAGAGGAUCGUUACAUUCUUAGCAGUUUAUGUAUUCUUGGCCAUGUUUCCACUUAACCGUAAAGAAUUCCCACUUAGUAGCAUAAAAACCCUCUGAAGUUUGACCACGGUUGGAAAAGAUAUCACGAAGCUAACUUUUUUCCAUUUUCGUUUUCAAUGUUUUUUAAACUUUUACAGCUACACUGAGAAUCUCUGUUAAGUUAGCCUUCCACGCAGACGUUCUUAGAACUUCGUCACCCGUUCUUUCACGUGGGAAAGAGGCAGGAAAAAGGCGGGAAAAAGCGGCCGAAGCGUUUUCCUUGAACUUCUUUCCACCUCCCAUCGACCCCACGCACUUUCCUUUCGCCUCUGCCUAGUCUCCCAUCGGCACAAAGAGGCGCCAGUGGAGGAGGGAGUUGUAGCAAAUAAAAAUUCAAAUAUGAGAAAUGACGGGAUUGGAUGGCAUGCUCAAAAAGAACAAGAUGAGCAAAGCCUCCUUGCCAAAAAUCAGCCCUUUAGUGCAAAUUGUUUAUGCUCUGAUGACUCCAAUCCUUCUAAAAUUAGUUUGGAUCGUAAUGUUUACGAUCCAGGUCUAUGUUGCAUAAAACCUUCUUAAGACAAGAGGGCUCUUACCUCUUGUUCUGGAAUAAUAACCAAUUGUUUUGAAAUAUAGUUAGGAGUUCCCUUAAUCUUAAGACGUUUUUUUGCAACCCGGCCUAUUUUAGAAGGAUAUAUAAUUGUGGUCAUUGGAGCAUAAAAAUGCUUAUAUCUCCCCGCUAACUUACACUAACAGGCUAAAUUUUGGCAAGUAAACAUGUCUCAUCUUGUUCUUUCUGGGUAUGCCACCCUCUCCCAUAAUUUCACAAAUGUAAUUUUUGUGACGUCAUCACUUCUCUUUGUUGUUCAUACUCACUUGUGUCGUUUCAUUAGUUGUAUGGCAGAACGAUAGAUGAUAUCACUUACAAGACACUGAGAAAUAAAGACUUUAAGGAAGUCACUUUACAGGUACAGCUAAUGUCUUGAAUUGGUUACGACCGGAACAGUUCAAUGAAAUUUUAAUUUCCGGCGCCGUAGCCGUUGCUUUUAAAUUCCACAACAAUAUCACACUUGUGAAAGCUUUUUUGAGUUGACUCUUGGUAGAAUGAUAGUAAUCAUCCGUUUUUACUCUCGCAAGGUGGACGGUCAAGAUGUCUUGAAAUUUGCAGCAGCGUAUGGAUUUAGAAAUAUUCAGGUGCGUAUAUUGUGCCAGUGUCACUAGUAAUUUGCGCAGCAGUUAGCUAAUCUUUUAUAAAAAGAAACUUCUGUUAUUGUUUCUUUAUUCUUCAUUCCAAAAACUAUGAGGACGAUGGGUGAAAGCUGUCCGCUCAACCAUACCUGAGAUUGUUUGGGUGGACAAGGGUCACUUAUGAUUGGUUAAUGGUUGCCUUGAAUACCAUCGACCAGUCAUAACAACGCUUGUCUACCCAAACGAUCCCAGAAAUCACUGGCGACAAGGCUUGUACCCAUUUUCCCUGGAGCUUUUGUAGCGGGGAAUUACAACAGCUCAUUUUGUAUGAAAGUGAAUAUAUCAAAGUUAAACCUGUUAAACUUGUUUUGUCUUGGUAACCUAGCGUGAGAUCAUGCCCUUUCCUUAUUAUGCAUGGUUAUGCUUAACCCGUCUUUACUGAUUAUUAAUUAGUAUACUUUUUGUUCGUCUGUUUGUAGAAUCUUGUCCAAAAACUCAAGCGUGGCAAAUCUCCUUACCAUUUUGUGGAAGUUAUGGCCUGCCCAUCAGGUAUGACUCGCAAUUUAUUUCAUUUUAUUUUAUUUUAUUUGAUCAUUGGGUGGGUAACUUAAACCAUUGGUGCGUAUGAACGUGUAUAACAAUCAAAGUGAGCUUUGAAUACUAGUAAAAUAAACCUUUCACAGUCCCAUAUUUUUCCGUAAGAUCGUCAAGCGCUUUGCGUUACGGCAGCCAUCUUGGAUGAGUUUCAAACUACUUAUUAAGGGACAGGGGACGGUUUGCUAGGAAGCGUCUCCCAAUUAGUUUUGACACUCAUGCAAGAUGGCAGCCCGUAACGCAAAGCGCUCGAUCUCGACGAUCUUACGGAAGAAUAGAGGACUGUGGACAGUCUAGUUCUUACGGCCGCGGACGAAUUUUCGACCGGCUUAAAAAACGUCACCAGAUACUUUCCUCACACGGGAUUUACGCUCUAUUCACACGGAACUUGGCGUCUAAAUUUUCGUAUGCGCCCCUGUUAAAGUGGUGCCGUAUGAAGAGAACACCAAAACACACGAAUUUUUAACCGAUCGAAAAAUUGUCCGUUGCCGUGUGAAGGUUACCUUAAUCAGCCUGUUAGUUCAGGUGUCCAGUUAGUGGGGAGGUGAGUAAAAAGAAAUGGGCUCGUUAAUUCAAGGCAUAAACAUUAGCGAAUAUCUUUCACGCACAGAACAUAUACAGCUAUUUUGAGAUAGGUUGUCGAAAAAAAAUGUGCACGCAACAAUCCCGAAAGGUAACAUGGGAUAUGAACAAUACUCUGUUCCUGACGACUGUAGCUGUGGAACCUACUUUUGUUGCUUUCCUUUACCACUCGCAAUCACAUUUCCAUGGCCUUUCCUGCCAAUUCUUUCAAAUUUCUUUGAAAAACAGAGAACUCAAAACCACCCACAAUGCCUUUCGGGAUUGUCGCGUGCACUUUUUCCGACAACCUUUCUCGAAAUAGCUGUAGACGAAAAAGUAAGACGUCUUUAGUCAUUGGCGCCCUUAAAUGCAGAAGACCGCUCAUCUCCGAAAGUAUUGCUCUCUAAACUUGCCAAGUGUUUGUCUUACCCUGUAGCUUUGGUUAGGGGUGAAAGCAACGUUAUUCUGAAUGAGCAAUAGCUACAAGACUCCAAAAUAUGGCUGCUAAAUAGGGCUGAGAAGGUGUAAAUGUUUUUUGUUUGUCUUAUUUACCGUUACAGGCUGUCUCAAUGGAGGUGGCCAAAUAAGACCUGGCGACGGGGAAACGUCAAAAGAAUUGUUGAGUAGAUUGGAUGAACUUUAUAAUUCACUCAGGUAUCAACUGCUAGUUGUUUUUUCGUUUGUCAUUGCAUUUAUUGUCUCUUGGUCGUUCAAACUUCAGUAGCUCUAACCCGCUGUUACUGAGAGCGCAGGAGGUAUACUUUGACACAGCUUGGACUGAAUCGGUUUUGAAUGGUGAUAAGUUUCAAGUGGGUUGACUAAGAAAUGUAUCAAAAAUUGUGGCACACACUGGCUUAGUUGUUGCCCUGCUUACAGCUGUGCGUACUCUUAACCUAUCGCUUUUUGACCUUCCCGUUACCGUCGCCAUUGCUAAAGCUCCUUACUAACGCGCGAAAGACAAAUCAUUACCAGGAACAGUUUCGAGGUAAUCUUUAUUAGUUUGCCAUUUCUUUUCAGUCCAAAAUGCGACACUUUUCUUUUUUUAUAAACGCUAAACCGUAUUUUUUUUGUUUUUUUCGUAUUACAAUUUUGGAGUUGGUGCUAACGUUAAUUGUGUUUUCGCUUAGAUCAAGAAAACCAAGUGAAAAUCCAGCAGUGGAAAAGCUAUACGAGUGAGUACCUACAGUAGUCCUUUCAAAUUUAUCUGUUGGUUGUUUACGAAAAUAAAAGAUAAAUUAUAUCCAGGCUCUAUUUGUAUGUUGUUCUUGCCAAACUACUCUUUUUAUACUUCUGUACAUUUUUCAGUGAAUGGCUAGGCGGGGAAUCUUCUGAGAAGGUAGGAAUAUUCACGUCAGUUUCAUGAGAAAGAGCAACUGCUGACAAUUUAACUAUAUAGUUUUUAAAAAAUGUAGUAUAAACCGCCCAUUUUUAUUUUUUUGACUUCAUUUAUCGAACGUUCCUGCAUUCCGCUCCAGUGAGUUGUCAGCACACAAAGUGUAGCAAGGGGCGCGAUCCAUUCAACCAAAAUUCAGACCAGUCCGACCGGGAAAAGUGGUCCACCUCAAAAUAUGGACCAGUUUCUUCGAAACUUUUCCGGUUGGACCGAACCGAUGCUUUGAGUUUUAGACGAAAUUUGCGGAAAUUUUGGUUGAAUGGAUCGCGCCCAAGAUUAACGCUCGUGUGGAAAGUUUCAUACAUAUCAAUUUAUUUUGUCACCGCAAACCUCGGGUUUACAGGAAUGCGAGAACGAUCCAUUUCGCUGCCUUUGACAGAAGUUCUGUCGUGUCACAACUAAUUCAUCUUGUUCAUAUACUCAGGCAAGAGAGAUGCUUCACACAAAAUACCACGAAGUAGAAAAAUUAAACACAGCACUCAACAUUAAGUGGUAACUUUGGAUUAAAGGUGAAUGCUGACAUCGUUCCGUCUCACGUGGCUUAUUAGACGGAAUAAAACACCGGUGAUAAGACAAGAGAACUGCCUUUUUCAGAUUGAACAGCGCGAUUGUGUUGGGGACUGCCCGGGAGGAUCCUUCUGGUACAGAUAGGAAAGUGAAAGUAUCGGCAGACCGACCUUUAUACAUCACAUCAUCUCGUGCUGUUGGAAGCUGGA